AAGUAUCUCUGUAUUGUCUAACCCUCAUUCCCUCACUGUGAGACCCAAUUCGUUUUCCUUCGCUUGUUCUUACUCUUCUUUUUCUAUGUUUUUCUCCUUCUAAACUUGUCUCUCAAAUUAUUCUUUUGGUUACGAAUUUUGACUGCAAUUGAGAGAGUAACAGAGGGAGAGAAUGGAACAGAGCACAAGCGAUUUCUACGAUUUCGAUGAAGACGAGAGGGAUGUCAUCGGAAUUUUGUUGGAGCUGCCUGAAUUGAUCGCUAAAUCAGAAAAUUCUCCUGAUUGGGGAUUUCAAAGAAGAAGAAUUGCAGUGCCCAACGGCUCCACUAGGCCUAUGGUGGUUGAGCCACAGGAACCCAAUGUCAAGGCGAUCCAGGCUACGACCCCUGUGACGCCCCUCUCGCUGUCUCUCAGUGAAUCCGAUGGGAAUCAUGAGUGCUCCAAGCGAAGCAGCUCUCAUAAUAAGAAAUUACGUCACUACCAACCGUCGAUGGUUGAUCAAACGGCUCACGGACAGUCUCCACCCGUGUUCCAUACACUUGACCUGAAUGUCUCUCCUCCUCCGUUAGAGCACUCUGUCCAAGCCUCACCAGGGGGUCCUUACUUGGCCUAUAUCAGAUUUGAUGGUGUUUUAAGAAACAUGGGUAUUUGAUAGUUUAUAGGUUUUAGAGUUUAAACAAUUAUCUAUCUCCUUUGGUGUUGAAGUUAAGUUGAGCCUUUUAGGUUGUACAGUCCUAAUCAGAUUGAACAGCCACAUUUUUCGUGA
Messenger RNA from Tripterygium wilfordii, 766 nucleotides. RefSeq lists its product as uncharacterized. The record is from RefSeq and is a predicted model, not a curated record. Bases 173 to 652 code for a protein of 159 amino acids. The transcript is spliced from 2 exons. Lineage: Eukaryota; Viridiplantae; Streptophyta; Magnoliopsida; Celastrales; Celastraceae.